AUGCAGCAGCAGCAGCAGACCGUCUCCACUACAUAUAUUUCACAUGAAGCUACUACUCUACCAACAGCUCGAUUAAAAGUAGAUGGUCAAAUUAGGUUUCAUGUUGUUGUUAAACCAACUGUUCUACAAGUUCAACGUGGCCAACAAGUUGAAUUAACUUGUAUUGUUUAUGGUGGUAAUUUAAAUACAAGUAUUGUUUGGACUCAAGACAAACCUAAACGACGUUAUGCUCUAACAGACCGAGCUAGUAAAAAUGAUAAAGAAAUAACAGCUUCACAAAUAACAUUAAGAUCACGUAUUACACUUGAUGAUCCAAGUAAAAUUGGUCAAUAUACAUGCACAGCUCUAGAUGAUGCUGGGAAUGCUCAUUCAGCUGUUUUAACUAUGCAAAAAAGUGGUAGUUAUGUCCCACGACCAAAACAUCUUAGUGGAGUUUUGCGUAAACGUAUAACAAAUCAUCGUAAUGAUAUAUGUCAGCCAAAUGAAAUUUCUUGUUCAAAUCGUAUUCAAGGAAGAAAAUGUGUUGAGAAGUAUUGGAUGUGUGACGGUGAUCGUGAUUGUGACGAUGGAAGUGAUGAGGAACAACGUUAUUGUGACUUACUCCCUCAGCAUCGUUAUUAUAAAACGAGUGAAUUUCAAUGUGUUGGUGCUAAUGAUACCUAUGGAAAUCCAGUAUGUGUCCGACGAUCACUUCAAUGCGAUGGUUACAAUGAUUGUUCUGAUCAUUCGGAUGAAGUUGGUUGUGUUAAACCAACUAUUAUAUCUAUCUCACACCGUCAAAUUCGAAUCAAUACUAGAGACACAUUAAUUAUUCAAUGUACUGCUCGUGGUACACCAACACCAUAUAUUAAUUGGCGUCUCAAUUGGGGACAUAUUUGUGGUGAUGGUUCUGAUAAUGGACGAUGUACAAUGGAACAAUCUAUAGAUACACAUGAUCCGUCGCUUGUUACUGGUACACUUACAGUUCGUAGUAUAAAUGCAAAUGAUGAUGGUACCUAUUCUUGUGAAGCGCGUAAUAGUCAAGGCUUUAUUUUUGCUAUACCUGAUACUUUAAUCACUGUUACUGAAUGGGAUAACAAACCGUCAAGUUCCACAGGAUGUAAUUGUCAUGGUCAUUCAUCGUAUUGUACACCGGAUGGACGAUGUCAAAAUUGUCAACAUGAUACUGUUGGUUAUUACUGUGAAUAUUGCAAUACAGGUUAUCGAGGAGAUGCACGACUUGGAACACCACACGAUUGUCAGUUGCUUCUAGCUGUUUCUAAUCAAAGUUUGUAUUCUGAUUGA
Messenger RNA from Adineta steineri, 1284 nucleotides. The record is from the annotation of a GenBank genome assembly. Lineage: Eukaryota; Metazoa; Rotifera; Eurotatoria; Adinetida; Adinetidae.